AUGGCGAUGUUAUUACCCAGACCAUCGACAUGCGGUACGCGACCUGCCUACCUCGACAAUCUUUUCAGAGACGCACCACCGGUCCCGGCCCUCAGCCCCAGCGUCCACUCAUCGACCAGUAGCAUCUCAUCGGGCAGCAUGUCACCAUCAGAGAUACGAAUGACCAGACCGCUGCCACCACCAUUGCCACCAUCAAUGGAGGAACCGUCAGACGAUGUCAGGUCGCUACGAUCGUUCAAAGUCAACUUUGGAUCACGCUUCAACGUGCGCAGCGUCUUCAAGCGCCGGACAUAUCCCGAGGCGACAGAGAUCAGCAGACCUCCAUCCCCAGCUUCCAUCCAUUCACAGGAACAACCUGCGUUACGAAGGCCUUCGUUGCCGAAGCUGCAGACGGCCUUCCCGUCACCAGGCCGCAAACUCGGGCUGGCACAAGACAAACCAUUACCGAGGGCACCGUCACAAGUCUCCCUCAAAUCACAAGAGCUUAGCUGUCAUCGCUGUUAUUACUUCGCCGCACGCAACUGCAACGGUUUCGUGAUGGGAGGAAAGCAUGGUGAUGCAUGCGAGCAGUGCUUGCGAGCCGGCUUCUUUGGCGCACCUUAA
This is a messenger RNA of Baudoinia panamericana UAMH 10762, 603 nucleotides long. RefSeq lists its product as uncharacterized. The record is from RefSeq and is a predicted model, not a curated record. Lineage: Eukaryota; Fungi; Ascomycota; Dothideomycetes; Mycosphaerellales; Teratosphaeriaceae. Bases 1 to 603 code for a protein of 200 amino acids. The transcript is spliced from 2 exons.